UAUAGUAAACCUCGAGUCUCUGAGAAACUACUAUCGUAACAACACGUCUUCCUUUUCCUUGAAUCUAAUAAUAAUAAUAAUAAUCUAUGUUGUAUUUUUCCGACAGUUUCCAUUUUCCAAAAUGUUCUUAAUUUGAUUUAUGUGUCAUGUCUUAUUGCCACAUACAAGACUUUUGGAUCUUUCUUCUUGAUAUUUUUCUGGUUAAGUUUGAACAAGCUUUGUUAAUUCUGAUCUGGGUUUUCUUGUUUAGGCCAAGAUGUUCCUGUUUUUUAAGAUUUUUUUUUUUUUGUUGAGGUAUGCAAAUUAUCUUGUAAUAUCUGGCUAUUGAAAUGUUUCAAAAUUGCAUGGGAUUUAUAACUGGUGAAGUUGGAAUCUUUGUGGCUUGCAGGAGAACACCAGUUGGCUUUCUUGCAAGUUUUGGUGAAUAAUUCUGAUAUGGGUUUCUAUCUAUUGGAUCUCUGUUCUGGUUCUGCUUUGUUUCGAAGACAUUCUUUUUCAUCCUCUGCUAUCACCCUUUUUCGUUUCUAUAAUUGAAUUUGGGUUCAAUAAAAGAUGGAAUUUUGCUGUUGAAAUGUUACAUUUUACCUCCAAGAAGCAGCUUUUCUUCGAAUGUUCUGAAGCCCAAUUGGAUUGAAUAGGGAUAGUUGAAUUUGAAAUUUGUGAGUCGUACAAUCUUGAUCCAACUCAUUGUAUUUCGUUAACUUGAUUGGUCAAAGGUAGUUAAAUUAAAUUUAUGGAUUUAGCUCAGGAAGAACCAGUUGGAGAUGGAGAAAUGGAGGAAUUGGUUAGAGUAUCCUCUGGUAAUAUACCUCUCGCGGAAAAUCAUCUUCAGAGAACACAUUUUCCUGGUAUGGUGAGACAGAAAGCCUACGUUUUUGAUGGUCUUGGAAAUUAUUAUAAUAAGGAGUGGGAUCUUGCUGAAGGUGGUGGCCAGGAGUUUUGUUGGUACCAUGUAGAACUUCCCAAAGGGAAACAGAAACUCUCACAGUCUGCACAAUACCUUAUAGAUGUUCUUUGCCCACCUUUAAAGCUUCAAGACAUUCUCUCACUUGUUAGCAAUGGGCCAUUUUGUGGACAUGUUGAUGGAGCGCUUGUUUUUAGGGUUAAUUCACCUGGUCCUCCCUCCAGUAAUUUUACAUUUAGACUAGCUGCAAGGGUUACUGAGAAUUCAGUGAUUACUGUGUCUUUGGGACGUGUUCCCAGAUUAGGUUUCUCACCAGUCGGUCAAUCUCUUCUCUCAGAGAUUCCUAGCGUUGAAAGCCCAUCAUAUUAUAGAGGAGAGAGGGAGGAAGGGAGUGGGAUUGUUAUAGGAGAACAUGUUCUUGAGUUCUUAUUGACAAUGAAUCACUCUGAGGAGGCUGAUAAUCCUGUUCCAAAGUCUGUCUCAAACCUCGUAGUUCACAUCAUUGACACACAUGUGGAUCAUCUUCAAGAUGUUGUUACUAAACUCGAGAUGGAGCUGGAUUCAGUGGAGCUUGAAUUGGAUAAAGGUGGAGAUGCUUUAAAGAAAGAGAUGCUAGAUGAUAGAAGAUUCCCCAAAAUGCAUCUAAAUUUGCAACGACUCCUGCAGGUUAUAGCCCAUGGGGAGCAAGUAUUUCCAAGAGUCAAGGAAAAAUGUUCUUCUAAACAUUGGUUUGCAAGUGAAGACAUCAGCUCCCUUGAAGAGCUGAUUGGACGUUUGAGGAGGCUGAAAGAGAACGUAGGGUUUCUAGCAAAUCGUGUUACUGCAAUUCAGGCUGGUUUGGAUAGCUGGCAGUCUGAGCAAAUUAACAGAAAACUCUAUUAUCUCUCUUUCCUUUCUAUAAUAUUCCUUCCUUUAUCUGUCAUCACUGGAGUGUUUGGAAUGAAUGUGGGUGGAAUUCCAUGGACUGUGCAAAAGGACCCUGCACUAAAAGAUGGUUUCCGCAAUGUCAUGGUUCUCUGUCUAGCAAUGCUGCUUCUAGUGUUGCUAUGCUUUAUUUUCCCUGCUCUUUAUACCCGACUGACUGCCUGGUAUAGGAGGAGGUCUUUGAGAAGAAGUUGGUCUCGUAACAGGAGAUCAUUCCUCAAGAGAACCUUUGGAAUUCAAGAAAGAGGUGGUUACCAUAGGAUUUGACAGUUAAAGAAAGCCAUUAUCAUGGUAUUUUCAUUAAAUUAACCUUAAUUGGCUCCUCAAUCACACGUGUUAAGUGUACCAUUCUAUACACAUAUAGAGUUGUCAUUAGCAUCAUUUGACUGGGCUAAAAAUAGAAAUACUGUGUUCAUCACUUACUCGUAUUUAGGCUAGAGGUGGUGAAGGUGCUUCAUUAGAGAUUAGUCUUAUGCUUUUGCCCAUUCUGUUGUAUGUUAUAUCAUUUUUGAAGGUUUAACUGUACAGGUGUUUCUAUUAAAGUUUGACUGUACAAACACACAAAAUUUGAGUUUUGUUGCAAUCUCAAUUAUAUGGUAAUUGCAACACAGUGGCACUGACAUUUAAGUUCCAUUUU
Messenger RNA from Durio zibethinus, 2465 nucleotides. NCBI's taxonomy places the organism in Eukaryota, Viridiplantae, Streptophyta, Magnoliopsida, Malvales, Malvaceae. The record is from RefSeq and is a predicted model, not a curated record.